Molecule: messenger RNA, 363 nt
Organism: Dibothriocephalus latus
Lineage: Eukaryota; Metazoa; Platyhelminthes; Cestoda; Diphyllobothriidea; Diphyllobothriidae
Source: the annotation of a GenBank genome assembly
AUGUUUCUUGCCAUUGUAAAGGGUCUUUUGCUUUCAUCAUCUGACGCCUUAUGAGUGUCUACCUGCUACCGCUGUUUGUUUUCUAAGGGCAUUCUGCGUCGGGACUUCCUGCGACUCUGUCUGGAAACCGCAGCUGUCCUCUGCUGUCGUCUGACGCCCUUCCAAAAGGCAGCCGUGGUCAAACUGGUCGCUGAGGGCAUGAAACAUGUGACUGGACGCAAGGCCCCCGUCACUGCGGCCGUAGGCGACGGAGGCAAUGACGUGGCCAUGCUGUUGCAGGCCAAUGUUGGCAUCGGCAUCUAUGGGAACGAGGGCAGACAGGCUGUUUGUGCUGCGGAUUACGCUGUCCCGCUCUUCAAGUAA